AUGGCAACAGUUACCGUAGACUUGGAUAACGGACUAGGAAUUGUGGAUAAAGAAGAAAUUUAUCCCGGUGUGUACGUAGCCAGUUCCUUGUCUCAAGUUAACAGCAAUAAGGCUAUGGUGAGCAUUCUGAAUUCCACAGAGGAAGACAUGGAGACGGUAAAUCACACAUUAGUCGAUAUUGCAGCCAUUGAACUGCAAAUAAACGAGAACUCGAGAACAAUGCAGAAGCAAGUAAAUGAAAACGUGGAGAAGACAAACGAAGCGUUUUCGCAAACCACUCUUUUGAUUGCAACUAAUCAACAAAUGAUAAUCAUUGAACAUUUAAUUGAUCGGCUGAAGGAAGGAUGUGAUGCCUUAGGGCCAAACACAAAAUUACAGACACAAAUUAGUUUCACAGGAUGUAUAUGGAGAUGUACAGAUGCAGUGUGUGUACUGGAAUCGGAUUUUGGGUUCAAAUUGAACUGCGCCUUCAAGAAAUCUGGUUUGUUCCGAGUGCGGAAUCUGGGUGGCGUCAAGGGCUACGUCGGUGUCGGUUUCAGUGUCGGAGAUUCCUUGGGGUUCGAACCGGCGAUAGAGGAAACUGGCUCGAAGCGCCGUUCCGUUCAAGACGGUCGCAGCGCCAACAUCGGAGUGCAGACAUUUGCAGCGCAGCAUAUGGCGGCCAUGAAUAAGGCCUCAGCAGUCACCGUUCCCCCCUUCAAACCCCUGCCGCCAGCCAAUGAGGGACACCGAAACGUCUCUCGCCCGUCUCGACUGGCUUCGGGGAACGGCGUCGGGGUGCCAUCAGUUGUGGCCGUCCCCGUACCGACCUUCCAGGCCAUGCCUUCGUCAAUCUCCCGGGUAACCACUGGACCAGCAGCUGUGGGCGUCAAAGUUGUGAGGGCACCCGUAGCCUUCAGGAACUCUUUGCAGAUGGCUACAAACCACUUUCAGGUUCGUAAAGACCAGCCAACUGCUGGUGAUGAAGGACUGUCCACAAACACAUUAACCCUAAGGACGGGGGCCACGAACCAGCAGAAGGCAGUAUCACCCGCUCUAGAUGCUUCAUUAGACACAAUGGGUUACUCCAUCAAAACGCUUGCAAAGGCGACAAACUUAUCAGAGGAUGCCAUUGCUGCAGCCAUAGCCUUGCGACAGCAGCAGUUGAUUCAGCAACAGCAGGCUGCAGCGACAAGUACAACGACGAGUACGACAACAACAAAGAAACCUCCGGUCUCGAAUCCAGGGAAGAAGUACCUUCUCGCCACACCCAGUAAGGUCAUGAACGCGCCCAAGGAGUACUAUCCCGUAGGAUAUGACAAGAACUUCGACGAUAAUUUCGCGUCACGUGUCGAACUUCCGGACACGACGUUCAGCUGUGGCGACCAGAAGCACUUCCCAGGACUCUAUGCUGAUGAGGACUUAGGAUGUAUGGUGUUCCAUGUGUGCGCUUUCACAGAUGAUGGACUUAUCAUGAAAAGCUUCCUCUGCCCGGAGUCUACACUGUUCGACCAAACGAUCCUCAAGUGUAACUGGUGGUUUUACGUGGACUGCAAAGCUUCAAAGAAGCUCUACGACAGUAACAUACCAAUUUCUAAAAGUUACCAACUUAUGAAGGCGCUGGCUUUCUUCUCCUCGUACAACAAGAGCUAAACUCAAGGCCAACGAAGUGAAACGUCAUUGCUCAAUGAACUCUGCGCUCAACCGCAUAGUGAUACAGGCUCGUUCAUGAAGACUGAAUAAGGCAAGAGAGACAUGUACCUAGAUAAGGAGCAGAAAGUGUUAAGAAUGAGAUAUUCUGCAUGUUCGUGCCAUCUGUUAGAAACCUUACUUAUUCCUUGUCCCAUAACUUUCUGCUAAAGAGUUGUCUGCUCAUUAAGUAACCAGAAAAUGACAUUGGCUUUUAAGACAAUCAGUUACGCCGAGAAGCGGCGGUCGCUCGGUCGGUAUAGUUCGCUUGCGGACUGAAAUCACGGAGUUACAUAUUUCAUUUUUUUUUCACAUCGAUACUUCAGCAGUUUUCUAUAUUUAUGCAAACUAUGACAUACGUUUUGGAAUAACUGAACCGUACAAAAAGUUUACUUUUAGUUUUGUCUAGCAGGAUUCAAGCCUGGAUUAUACUUGCUAAUUACGAUAUUCCGUAAACCAGAGUCACUUUAUAACAGCACGAGAAACAAGGCCGCAAAGCGCUGUCGUGAAAUGACGUUAAAUUAUAUAGCUUGUGGCACAAAGUGGCAUGCUGUCAAAAAGUGACCGUAGUUUACGGUAUAUUCGUGGAUAAGUCGACUGAAAUUCAACAAGGAAUAACGUCUUCCUUUUCUUCAUUCUUUUCUUUUUCUCUGCUUUGCUCUCUUUCUUUCUUUCCCUCCUUUUCGUAAUUGUAUCUCGGCUGCCAUUUCUCCGUUAACACAGUGAACGAAGUUACAUGUGUAUCCUUCAGAUGGCUCAGAUGGGAACACAGAUCUGGCACGAGUGUAAAUACGUGAACUCUGCUACGGUGUCAGGACUGUACACACUUGCUAGCCCGUCUCCUGUUAUGUAGCCUGGGCCGUUUAAAUUGCAACCCAAAGAACAAUAAAUCAUCCACUGCUGUGUGGAAAUGAAAGCGGAGUUUGUUUCCACUGUGUAACGGGUUAUUUCAAUUUUCUUCGUGACCCUGUGGUCAACGUUACCCUUAGGCAGCGUCUACACGAGGGCACAAAAUGCGUCCCUUGUAACGAACGUACUUCAUGACGGACGUU
This is a messenger RNA of Cryptotermes secundus, 2720 nucleotides long. RefSeq lists its product as uncharacterized. Gene Ontology annotation, cellular component: extracellular region. The record is from RefSeq and is a predicted model, not a curated record. Lineage: Eukaryota; Metazoa; Arthropoda; Insecta; Blattodea; Kalotermitidae. Gene Ontology annotation, molecular function: chitin binding. The transcript is spliced from 8 exons. The coding region runs from base 1 to 1632 and encodes 543 amino acids.